Rhizophagus irregularis DAOM 181602=DAOM 197198 is the source of this 1039-nucleotide messenger RNA. The record is from RefSeq and is a predicted model, not a curated record. Lineage: Eukaryota; Fungi; Glomeromycota; Glomeromycetes; Glomerales; Glomeraceae.
AUGCAUGAAAACGUAACACAAGAGCUAAUUUGGAGCAGUCCAUACGAGGGACCGCAACAAAUGUCUUUUUCGAGUGAAGGUACAGCACCUGUAGCAUCUGGAAACAAAAGUCUAAAACGAAAAUUAUCUUCUGAAACUUUUGAAAGCAAACCAAACCGAUGCUGUUGGGAUAACGAAGCGGACACGUGUCUAUUAUCAUAUCUAAAACAAAAUAAAGAUAAAAUAUUAAAACUGAAUAACCCUCAUAGUAGUGUAAAAGAGGGACUAUGGUAUGGUGCCUCUGAGUGGAUGUCCAACUUUGGCUUUAAUUAUUCAGAGACACAGUGUUACAAUAGGUGGAAAAACAAUAAGCAGCACUACACGAGCGAUAUCUUUCUAUUAGAAAGAAUUCCUGAGCCGGAAAAGAACACGGGACGAUGUAACUGGGGUUACGAAGCAAAUAUUUGCUUACUAAAAUAUUUGGAACGAAACAAAAAAAAAAUUCGACAACUAAGUAACCCUCAUAGCAACGUAAAAGAUUCACUCUGGGGUGGUGCCUCUGAUUGGAUGCUCGUCAAUGGCUAUAUUUAUUCACAGAAACAGUGUUCCAAUCGGUGGAAAAAUGAUAAGCAACAAUACAAUGUAAGUUAUUUGUUUUUUUUAAAAAAAGAAAAAUGUAUGUUUAUAAAAAUGAAAUUUUUUUGAAAGGGUAUUAAUAAUGGAGAUGGUCAGUUCAAGGCCACCAUAAUAAAAAGCAUCCUUGGACAAUGUUGCAUGUCUUUACAUUGCCAGGAUGAGUGAGGAAACAAGACCAAUAGAAUGAUGCGUUGCCACAAAAUUUUUUUUUUUGUAAAAAUGGGAAUUGUCACGAUAAGACUAUUUCAAAUCUGGCAAUGAAAGGUCACGUGCUUUUUGUGACGUUUUUUGAUGGGUACACUUCAUAGUUAACAUGAACAUGUUUUCAUUUGUGAAGGUGUAUUUGGAUCAUUCCCAAAUUCCACGUUAGAUCUUUAUAAAAUGAAAAAUGCUUAUAAUAGUAUGACAAUUUAUUUUAGAAAAA